GACAGAUGCAGUUUUAUACGCUGCACACCAUCAAAAACAGUUUAAACCAUUCAGCAUGUGGACAGCAAGAGUCUUUGGUUUCUGCAUCUGUACAUUCUGUCUGCUGGACAUUAGUUGCACUGUCACUGAGAUUGGAUAUGAGGGAGAAGACUUUACGUUUCACGUCGGAUACCCAUCGCACUACGAGGGAAAAAGCAAGUACUUCGGCAGAUCAGAUGGAUUAUUCUUUAAGAAACUGGUUCAGACCACUGAAUCCAACAGGUGGACCAGACAAGGACGAUUCGCUCUUCUUGACAACACAUCCGCGCACUUUCUUACCGCCACCAUCUUCGGACUGAUCUCAGAGGAUUCUGACGUGUACACCUUCGGCGUAGAUGUUAAAAUGCUGCCUGAUCCCGAUACUGAAAUACAACUAACUGUCAGAAGAAAAGGUGAACCACAGAGACCCACAACAUCAUUACCAAGAGUGGUUGUCAGCAGCACAAACAGUCCUGCAAACAUCACAGCACAGAACUGGGCCGAGACAGGAGAACAGGAACCUUACCUCUGGUUUGUGACCGCGUUGAGUCUGGUGUGUGUCGGCACACUUCUAGUUGUGUGUCCAUUCGCUCUGUUUAAGGUUUUUAAAUGGGCCGCCACCUGCAAGCUGUCAGUUUCUGUGUCUUAUCACACCAGGACAACAUCAGAUCACAUUGUUGAUGAUUAUCUGAAAAUGAGCCCAGUCGUACUUUCAAACUCAUCCAUGGCUCAAAGGGAGAAAGGUUCUUUUGUCGAGGAUAUUCACAGACUUACAAACACACAACAGACCCACAGCAAAGACGCCAACUACAUUGAUUCUGCUCCAGCAGAGAGUCUGGAUCAGAUCUACACAGAAAUGAACCCUGGUUUUGCUCAAGAGUCGAUUUAUUACAGUAUCGAUCAGAUUACUGGCUGACAACAUGCAGCCUGUCCUUUUUUCCCCUUAAUAAUUUUAAUAUGUUCUUAUAUGUUGGGGUCAAUAAGUCUCUUAUUCUCACAAAGGCUGUGUUUAUUUGAUGAAAAAUUAAAUCAAAACAGCAAUAUUUCUACGUGAAUCUAUUGUAAACCGUAAUUAAUUCCUGUGAUCAAAGCUGAUUUUAUUUUUCUAACAAUGUAAAGGUAUUUUUUUACUAUCACUUUUGAUCAGUUUAAUCUGUGAAAGUAUUAAUUUCAGUAAGAAAUGUUACCCCAAACUUGUGAAUGGUAGUGUGUAUAUAAAGAAAAAUAA
Molecule: messenger RNA, 1246 nt
Organism: Rhinichthys klamathensis goyatoka
Lineage: Eukaryota; Metazoa; Chordata; Actinopteri; Cypriniformes; Leuciscidae
Exons: 7
Coding region: 56-934 (292 amino acids)
Source: RefSeq, a predicted model, not a curated record